This is a messenger RNA of Acipenser ruthenus (sterlet), 1141 nucleotides long. The record is from the annotation of a RefSeq genome assembly. NCBI's taxonomy places the organism in Eukaryota, Metazoa, Chordata, Actinopteri, Acipenseriformes, Acipenseridae.
AUGGCAAACAUCCGAAAAACACACCCACUACUUAAAAUUAUUAAUGGAGCAUUUAUUGACCUCCCCACACCCUCCAACAUCUCCGUGUGAUGAAAUUUUGGCUCGCUCUUGGGCCUCUGCCUUGUCACACAAAUCCUAACAGGACUAUUUCUCGCAAUACACUACACAGCUGACAUUUCAACAGCCUUCUCCUCUGUCGCCCACAUCUGCCGAGAUGUAAAUUACGGAUGAUUAAUCCGCAAUAUUCAUGCAAACGGGGCCUCCUUCUUCUUUAUCUGCUUGUAUCUCCACGUAGCACGAGGCAUGUACUACGGUUCUUAUCUCCAAAAAGAAACCUGAAACAUCGGAGUAAUCCUCCUGCUCCUCACCAUAAUAACCGCCUUCGUAGGAUAUGUACUGCCCUGAGGACAGAUAUCAUUUUGAGGAGCAACCGUCAUCACCAAUCUACUUUCCGCCUUUCCGUACAUCGGCGACACACUAGUACAAUGAAUCUGAGGCGGCUUUUCAGUAGACAACGCCACCCUCACCCGAUUUUUCGCCUUUCACUUUCUUCUACCAUUCGUAAUCGCCGGAGCUAGCAUAAUUCACCUUCUGUUUCUACACCAAACAGGGUCAAACAACCCAACAGGGUUAAACUCAGACGCAGACAAAGUAACAUUCCACCCUUACUUCUCAUACAAAGACUUGUUGGGAUUUAUCCUAAUGCUAGUUGGACUCACCUCCGUAGCACUAUUUUCCCCCAACCUCCUGGGCGACCCAGACAACUUCACACCCGCCAAUCCCCUCGUCACUCCCCCACACAUCAAGCCCGAAUGAUAUUUUCUCUUCGCCUACGCCAUUCUCCGAUCUAUCCCAAACAAAUUAGGUGGGGUUUUAGCCCUUCUAUUCUCUAUUCUAGUCCUAAUAUUAGUACCAAUACUCCACACUUCUAAACAACGAGGAAACACAUUCCGGCCCCUCUCCCAAAUUCUAUUCUGAACCCUAGUGGCCGACAUACUAGUACUCACAUGAAUUGGAGGCCAGCCAGUCGAACACCCGUUCGUCCUAAUUGGACAGGUAGCUUCCACAGUCUAUUUUGCCCUAUUUUUAAUCGCCCUCCCUCUGACUGGCUUACUAGAAAAUAAAGCCUUAAACUGAAACU